Anguilla rostrata (American eel) is the source of this 3350-nucleotide messenger RNA. RefSeq names its product STE20-related kinase adapter protein alpha-like. Lineage: Eukaryota; Metazoa; Chordata; Actinopteri; Anguilliformes; Anguillidae. Gene Ontology annotation, cellular component: serine/threonine protein kinase complex. Gene Ontology annotation, biological process: activation of protein kinase activity; protein export from nucleus; protein phosphorylation. Gene Ontology annotation, molecular function: protein serine/threonine kinase activator activity; protein kinase activity; ATP binding. The transcript has 14 exons. The record is from RefSeq and is a predicted model, not a curated record. Bases 361 to 1656 code for a protein of 431 amino acids.
AUAUGGUUGGCUGGAUAGCUAGCAAGCAGCACGUCGUGGAAUAGCUCUGCAGCAGCUGCUGAUAUCGCUGGGUCAAAAUGGUCUUGUUGUCCUGUUAGCCACGCUAGCUAUUGACUAUAAUGUUUCUUGUAGCUGGCUAGCCGUGAUGUAUUUAUGAAAAAGUAAUUAAUGUAACUAAUUUGCUGGAAUACGUUUUCUUUUCAAAAUAUGGGGCAACAGCCUUGAUCUAUCAAUGCAUUGAUUAUUGGAUGUUCCGAAGCCGUCAUUACUGAAACACAAACUGUGCCAGCGCCUGCCCACCUCUCUCUAAUUUUAUUUUUGAAUGGACGUUCUGAAGCUGUAGCUGGAAUAGCAGGAUCCAUGUCGUUUUUGCGUUGGGUGUCCGAGAAGCUAAGCGUGGAGAGCUUAAGGGAUCUGGAAUUGUUUGGAGAGCAAGCUCAGGGGAGCAUUCACAGGAAACCUUCCACUCAGAUCCAUGAGGACAGCUGUGAGUCUCUGACCUCCAUUCCUCGCCCGGACACCAUGGGGAGCUUUCUACCGGACAGUGCCUCCUAUGAGCUCCUCACCAUCAUAGGCAGCGGACUGGAGGGCCUGAUGACUGUGAACCUUGCGAGAUACCGGCCCACCGGCGAACAUGUGGCCGUCCGCCGCAUUGACCUAGAGUCCUGCACCAACGACAUGGUCAACUACCUGCAGGGGGAGCUCCAUGUCUCUAAGCUGUUCCACCACCCCAGCAUCCUCCCCUAUAAAAGCAUCUUCAUUGCAGAGAACGAGCUUUGGGUUAUCACCCCUUUCAUGGCCUAUGGCUCCGCUAGAGACCUGAUCACCACGCACUUCACAGAUGGCAUGAGUGAACUGGCCAUCGCCUACAUCCUGCUCGGUGUAUUAAAGGCCCUGGAAUACAUCCACCACAUGGGCUAUGUACACAGGAGUGUGAAGGCGAGCCACGUGCUGGUUUCUGCAGACGGCCAGGUGUUCCUGUCAGGACUGCGCAGCAUCUUCAGCCUGAUCCGCCAUGGCCAGCGCACCCGCGUCGUCCACAACUUCCCCCAGUACAGUGUUAAAGUGCUGCCCUGGCUCAGCCCCGAGGUCCUGCAGCAGAACCUGCAGGGCUAUGACUUUCAUUCUGACAUCUACAGCAUGGGGAUCACGGCCUGUGAGCUGGCCAAUGGCCACGUCCCUUUCAAGGAUAUGCAUGCCACUCAGAUGCUGCUUGAGAAGCUGAACGGCACGGUGCCCUGCCUGCUGGACACCAGCACCAUCCCCCCAGAGGAGCUCACCAUGAAGCCCUCCUGCUCUGGAGCCGACUCUGGCAUCUGUGAGGGCCCGGGGGCCAGCGGGUCCCGCCACACCAACGGGGAGCCGUCCGCUACGGGCCCCCACCCGUACAGCCGCACCUUCAGCCCCCACUUCCAUGCCUUUGUGGAGCUCUGCUUGCAGAGGGACCCUGAGAAGAGACCAUCAGCCAGUGCACUCCUUGGACACCCUUUCUUCAAACAGAUUAAACGGCGCCCCUCUGAGGCCCUGCCCGAACUGCUUCAGCCUGUGACGGCCAUCGCCAGCUACGACUGUGCCCCACCGGCCGACUCGCCCAAUGGCAUGGCCAGCCUGGAGUCCAGUCUAAGUCACCUGGACGUGGAUGACUGGGACUUCUGACAGUGCUGAGGAAAGAAAGAUUGGUCAGCCUCAGUUCCGUGUGUCGUCAAAAGGCUAAUUUUAGACAGGACUGACCAAUUAAUUUGAAUGACCUGACUGAAAUCAGUUAGUCUACGGCGGCCUGAGCUGACGGACUGUGGAUUGGACACGUUGAUUUUUAAACUGUAAAUAUUUUAUUGCUAACCAAGGAUCCUUCGGGUGAACUUUGAGAGUUGAUUAAAACUAGAGGAAGCCUCCUCUUCUUUCUUUUCCUGACCUCUCCCAUGGCUUCGGGAUGCAUGUGCUGCUAAGUUCAGAUUCUUAUAGAUGAUAAAGUCGUGCCAUUGGACAUACUGAAAGACCGCAGAGUAGCAGCAUGUGCAUUCUUGCCUUUGCAGCAGUGUUAUUGGACAACCGGAACUGGUGCUGCCUCACAGCUGGCUGAAAACGCACACAUGCACACACACGUACACUUUACUUGCCCUGUGCCAUUGUGCAGUUAUACUACGGUUUGUUUGGUGUUUUAAAUAAGGGACUCGCCUUUCUCAAAAUCCUGUUUGUAUUUCUGCCGCUUGAAAGCUGUGGAAAUCCUUUUUUGAAAAGUUCAGAUCACUGGGGAAGUAAGAAUCUGCUUUGUAUAAUACUGUUUAUUUAUAAACAGAGGGUCACAGUGAUGUUUGUCUGGUUCAGACCUGGGUCAAAUACGUAUUUGUGUUGGAUUCAAAAACUCUUUUACUUUGCUUUACUGAUCUGGUGUCUGGUUACUUGUCUGGUCUAUUGGAACCAAUGAAAUACUCAAAAGUGCGAACCCCGCCUUCAGGUCAUAUUGGCAGGCUCUGUUACACCAGGCAAGAUUAAUAGAGCACAGAAAAGUAUUUGAAUCCAAAACAAAUACGUAUUUGACCCAGGUCUGGUCUUGUCACAAGGUGAACAUACGGCAAAUGCUAAAGUCUAAAGCUGCCAGUGAUUGAUGCUGGAUUGAAAGUGCUUCUCACAUACUUUUAUACUUUACCUGAAUUCCCCCAGUACAUUAAUUCCCCCUGUACCAUAGACUGCAAUAACUGAAAUGAGAAUCUAAUAAUACGGUCUAAUAAAUAAAGUAGCCUGCCAGAACAGGAUUUCCUCAGCAAAAAAAAGAAAUGUCAGAAGAAGCCGCUAGCUUAGCUUCAGUGAACCCUUUCAGACUUUGAUUAGGAAAGUGUUGCGCGAUAUCAGUAGCUGUGCAGCAAACCUUUUUUUAAUGAUGGUGAUACAUUAAGUAUAUGUGAAAGGACAAACAGCUGAAUAUACUUGGCUGUGAUUUUGUAUUGUAUUCUAAAGCUUACAGCUGAGAACGGACAGCAUACCAAAUACCGCCAAUGUAGAACUUUCCCACACAUCUUUUCUGAAACGAUAGACAGUACUAUCUUAUUCUAGAUUCCUCAUUACAGGAUACAUGCAACCUUUAGGCAGACAGUUCAAUAUUUAAAUCUUCGAUAAUAUAGGUAAUUGUAUUUUCAUAAUGAAAAUGUAUGGAUAUUCACUAUUGCUGAUUUCUUUCAUCUCAAAUCGGUUCCCUCUCCUAUAUUUUGGAUGACAGUAUUGGUAAUAUUGAUCUUCACACUUUCCACUAGUGCUGAGUUCAUCAUUGUUGGGGCUGGAGGUUUGGAAGAACACACGAUGUGUUAAUUGUCCUCAUCUGUCAAAUAAAAAAUAAAAGAAACAAUGUGAAUGUC